Rubroshorea leprosula is the source of this 1355-nucleotide messenger RNA. The record is from the annotation of a GenBank genome assembly. NCBI's taxonomy places the organism in Eukaryota, Viridiplantae, Streptophyta, Magnoliopsida, Malvales, Dipterocarpaceae.
AUUCACUUGACUCUGCCCUACCCCUAUUUUUUUUUUUUUAAUUACCCAGAGAAAGACCUUAGAAAGUUGAGAGAGUUUUUAGGACGAUGGCAGAUAGUGGUAGUGAAGAAGUGGUGAGCAACAAGCAGGUGAUACUCAGGGACUAUGUCACUGGUUUCCCUAAAGAAACAGACAUGUACAUUACAACAACCUCCAUCAAACUCAGAGUACCAGAGGGCUCUAAUGGGGUUCUCCUCAAGAACCUCUACUUGUCCUGUGAUCCCUACAUGAGAACCCGCAUGAGAUACUCAGAAGAACCUCAAUUUUCCCCUUACACUCUCGGCGCUCCAAUACUUGGGUUUGGAGUGUCCAGAGUUGUGGACUCAAGGCAUCCUGACUACAAAAAGGGUGACUUCGUUUGGGGCUUUACUGGGUGGGAAGAGUAUACUCUCCUUGCUGCACCUCAAGUACUCUUCAAAAUUCCCGAUACUGAUGUGCCACUUUCCUAUUACACUGGAAUUCUAGGUAUGCCUGGUCUCACUGCCUAUGUUGGUCUGUAUGACGUUUGUUCUCCUAAGAAAGGAGAAUAUGUAUAUAUUUCAGCAGCAUCUGGUGCAGUUGGUCAGCUCGUUGGGCAGUUUGCUAAGUCAGCUGGUUGUUAUGUAGUUGGAAGUGCUGGAAGCAAAGAAAAGGUGGAUCUGCUGAAGAAUAAAUUUGGUUUUGAUGAGGCUUUUAAUUAUAAAGAAGAGAAAGACCUCAAUGCUGCUUUGAAAAGGUACUGCCCUGAAGGUAUUGACAUCUACUUUGAGAAUGUCGGAGGCAAAAUGCUUGAUGCAGUGCUUCUAAACAUGAGGUUGCAUGGACGCAUUGCUGUGUGCGGUAUGAUCUCACAAUACAAUCUAGAGCAGCCUGAAGGUGUGACUAAUCUAACGCAUAUGAUUUAUAAGCGGGUCCGCAUGGAGGCAUUUGUGGUCACAGAUUACUUUCCACAAUAUUUCAAGUUCGUGGAUGCAGUAUUACCUGACAUUAAACAAGGGAAUAUAACUUAUGUUGAAGACAUAGCUGAGGGUCUUGAGCGCGCUCCUGCUGCAUUAGUAGGCCUUUUUAGUGGUCGCAACGUUGGAAAACAAGUAGUUGUAGUUUCUCGAGAGUGAUUUGGUCUUAUUUGUAUCCUUGCAAUAAUGUCCCGAGUCUCAUGUCUAAUAAUUACAGUUCAUCCAAGGCGCCCUCUGAUUUCUUGGCCUACUGUUGUCCUGGAACUUGAACUCGACAUAAUGGUUAGUCCUAUUGAUUGAAUGACGUAUGGUUCUUUCUGUUCUCGUCUGUGGUAUUUUAGUUGUAAUUGUCUUUUGCAAAAAUAGAAUUUGUUGGAACAU